UAUAAGAACGGGGGGAACAAUGCGCCCGCGGUCCCGGCUCGGGGGCUGGCGCCGGGGUGGGGGUCCCCCCUCAUCCCUGGGGCUGCCCCUUUCCUGAGCGCGGCCCUCGGGGGGUGUUCCCGUUUUCCUCUCCGCCGAUUCCUUCCCCGUGCCGAGAUGGAGUUUGAUUCGUACCAGCACUACUUCUACGAUCACGACGCCCAGGAGGAUUUCCACCGCUCCACGGCUCCCAGCGAGGACAUCUGGAAGAAGUUCGAGCUGGUGCCCACGCCCCCGCUGUCCCCGCUGGGUGCCCCCGGGGAGAAGGGGUGCUGCUCGGGGGCGGAGGAGCGCUCGGGAUGGCUCUCCCGCUACUGCCUCGCCGGGGAAGAGCCGGAAUAUCUCAUAGGGAMGGGGCAGAUCUUCGGCAACCUGAGCGCUUUCAUCCUCAAGGAUUGCAUGUGGAGCGGAUUUUCGGCGCGGGAGAGGCUGGAGAAGGCGAUGACGGAGAAACUUUCCACGGGCACGCAGAGAGCCACCCCGCACAAACCGUCCUUCGCGCAGGAUUUUGGGUUCGGCAGCUCCGUGAGCGAGUGCGUGGAUCCCGCCGCCGUCUUCCUUUGCCCGCUGGCCGAGAGCAAGAUCCCCGCGUCCUCGGGAUCCGAGGGCCAGAGCGAUUCCGAAGGUGAAGAGAUCGACGUGGUGACGGUGGACAAGAGACAAUCGCUCAGCCUGAGGAAGCCGGUGACCAUCACCCUGCGCGCCGACCCCCUGGACCCCUGCAUGAAGCGCUUCCACAUCUCCGUCCACCAGCAGCAGCACAACUACGCYGCCCGCUCGCCGCCGGACUCCUGUCCCCCUCCGGAGUCGCCCCAGCAGGACCAGSAGGAGGAUGAGCCUCCCAGCACCGCGGAGCCGGCCCCUGCCGUGCCCCUGCCCGAGCCUGGCUUGCCAAAACCCAGCAGCGGCCCCGGCUCCGACAGCGAGGACGUGGCCAAGAGGAAAAACCACAACUACCUGGAGCGCAAGCGGCGCAACGAYCUGCGCUCCCGCUUCCUGGCGCUGCGGGAUCAGGUGCCCGGGCUCGCCAGCUGCCCCAAAACCCCCAAAGUGGUGAUCCUGAGCAAAUCCUCCGAGUACCUGCAGUCCCUCAUCAGCGCCGAGAGGAGGAUGGCGGCCGAGAAGCGGCAGCUGCAGCUGCGCCAGAGCCAGCUGCUCAAACGGAUUGCUCACCUCAAGGGGCACUAGCACCCCUGGUCCCCACCACAUCCCCRGCUCUUUCUCAAUUUGCACAUUUUUUUUUAUUUU
Molecule: messenger RNA, 1287 nt
Organism: Malurus melanocephalus (red-backed fairy wren)
Lineage: Eukaryota; Metazoa; Chordata; Aves; Passeriformes; Maluridae
Gene: MYCL
Product: MYCL proto-oncogene, bHLH transcription factor
Exons: 2
Coding region: 157-1227 (356 amino acids)
Biological process (GO): regulation of transcription by RNA polymerase II
Molecular function (GO): RNA polymerase II cis-regulatory region sequence-specific DNA binding; protein dimerization activity; DNA-binding transcription factor activity, RNA polymerase II-specific
Source: RefSeq, a predicted model, not a curated record